UCCCUCUAAGCCAGCGUCUCACAGAGCGUUUCCUCCCUGCAGGUAACGUGGUGGACAGCCAGUCCCCUCGGCUCUUGGCAAAUCAGCUAAGAUGGGACCUGACUGCCGAACAGAUCGAAAAUAUGGCCACAGAGCUCACGGAGAGAACCAAGCUUGUGUACGACCGGGUGGGCUCCCAGGAGCAGGGCGAGGUGUCCUAUGAAAACACCCUCAAGGCGCUGGCAGAUGUGGAAGUGGAAUAUACGGUCCAUCGGAACAUGCUGGACUUCCCCCAGCACGUCUCUCCAUUCAAAGACAUCCGUGCAGCCAGCACCGAGGCUGACAAGAAGCUCUCGGAGUUCGACGUGGAGAUGAGCAUGAGGCAGGACGUGUACCAGCGCAUUGUCUGGCUCCAGGAGAAAGCAGAGAGCGCUUCACUGAAGCCUGAAGCAAAGAGAUACCUGGAGAGGCUGAUCAAACUGGGGAAACGCAAUGGGCUCCAUCUCCCUGAGGAAACGCAGGAGAAAAUCAAAGCUAUUAAGAAAAAGCUGAGCAUCCUUUGCAUAGACUUCAACAAGAAUCUCAACGAAGACACCACCUACUUGCCCUUCUCGAAAGAGGAACUAGGGGGGCUCCCUGAGGACUUCCUCAACUCCCUGGAGAAGACGGAGGAUGGCAAGCUGAAAGUCACCUUGAAAUACCCGCACUACUUCCCUCUCCUGAAGAAGUGCUACGUGCCUGAGACGAGGAGGAAGGUGGAGGAAAUGUUCAACUCCAGGUGCAAAGAGGAGAAUUGCUUGAUUCUCAAGGAGCUGGUGGACUUGCGGGCUCAGAAGGCCAGUCUGCUGGGCUUCAACACACACGCCGACUUUGUGCUGGAGAUGAACAUGGCUAAAAGCAGCAAGACAGUGGCUAUGUUCCUGGAUGAGCUGGCCCAGAAGCUGAAACCUCUCGGGGAGAAGGAACGGGCUGUGAUCCUGGACCUGAAAAAGAAAGAGUGCGAGAAGCGCGGCCUGGAAUUUGACAACCGCAUCAAUGCCUGGGACAUGCGCUAUUACAUGAACCAGGUGGAGGAGACCAAGUACAGCGUGGACCAGAACCUGCUGAAGGAGUACUUCCCCAUGCAGGUGGUCACCACGGGGCUGCUGGCCAUUUACCAGGAGCUGCUGGGCCUCACUUUCCACCUGGAGGAGAAGGCUCAGGUCUGGCACGAGGACGUGCAGCUCUACACAGUGGAGGACACCUCUUCCGGGGAGACCAUUGGCAAAUUCUACCUGGACCUGUACCCGCGGGAGGGGAAGUACGGGCACGCAGCCUGCUUCGGCCUGCAGCCAGGCUGCCUCUUGCCGGACUCCAGCCGGCAGAUCUCGGUGGCUGCCAUGGUGGCCAAUUUCACCAAGCCCACACCAGAUACACCUUCCCUGCUGCAGCACGAUGAGGUGGAGACAUACUUCCAUGAAUUUGGGCAUGUCAUGCACCAGCUGUGCUCUCAGGCGGAGUUUGCCAUGUUCAGCGGCACACACGUGGAGCGGGACUUUGUCGAGGCACCGUCACAGAUGCUGGAGAACUGGGUGUGGGAGAAGGAGCCGCUGCUGCGCAUGUCCAGGCACUACAAAACUGGAAGCCCCAUCCCCGAUGAGCUCCUGGAGAAGCUCAUUAAAUCCCGGCAGGCGAACACUGGACUCUUCAACUUGCGCCAAAUCGUCCUGGCCAAGGUGGACCAGGCGCUGCACACCCAGACAAAGGCUGACCCCGUGGAGGUGUUUGCCCGGCUGUGUGAAGAGGUGCUGGGCGUCCCCGCCACCCCAGGUACAAACAUGCCCGCCACGUUUGGCCACUUGGCCGGAGGCUACGACGCCCAGUACUACGGCUACCUCUGGAGCGAGGUGUACUCCAUGGACAUGUUCCACACACGCUUCAAGCAGGAGGGCAUCAUGAACUGCAAGGUGGGCAUGGAUUAUAGGAAUUGCAUCCUGCAUCCUGGCGGUUCCCUGGAUGCUUCCGACAUGUUGAGGAAGUUCCUGGGCCGUGAGCCCAAGCAGGACGCCUUCCUUGCCAGCAAAGGACUGAAGGUGGAGAGCAACUCGCUGCCUUCGGCCUGCUGAGAAGCUGCUCCAGCCCGUUAGAGUCAAGCCAGCUCCUUUGUCCACACACCAGUCCUCGCAGGCCAAGCCGUUCCCACUCCUUCUGUCACCGAAUGCGUCCUGGGCCACCCCCCUACCCCCCCUGGAGCUGUUUCUCCAGGAUCCUGCUCCGAGCUCACCCUGGGCUUCGGGCGCCAGGUUCGGUUGUGGUCCAGGGCUCUGUGGUGACAGCUGGGGACUCGAGUUGCCUUUGUCACCCCCCUGGGGGACAUGGGGCUGUCGGUAACCCUCACUAAUUGGCUGAACUUUGAACCUGAGUUCUG
Messenger RNA from Mesitornis unicolor (brown roatelo), 2386 nucleotides. It is a transcript of the gene THOP1, whose product is annotated as thimet oligopeptidase 1. The record is from RefSeq and is a predicted model, not a curated record. Gene Ontology annotation, cellular component: mitochondrial intermembrane space. Gene Ontology annotation, biological process: proteolysis; peptide metabolic process. The transcript has 12 exons. The annotation marks the transcript as partial. Gene Ontology annotation, molecular function: metalloendopeptidase activity. NCBI's taxonomy places the organism in Eukaryota, Metazoa, Chordata, Aves, Mesitornithiformes, Mesitornithidae.